AUGGAGGUGGCGGGUGAGGCAGGAGUUCUCAUUCUUCUCCUUCUGCUCUCCUUUUUGAUCAUCUCAUCAUUAAAAAUGUACCAGAAACAAAGCCAGCUACCGCCAGGUCCUACUCCAUUGCCCUUUGUGGGGAACCUCCUGCAGAUAGAUUUCAGGCAUCUGUCCAAAUCAUAUCAAAAGCUCACCAAGCAGUAUGGCCAGAUAUUCACCAUCUGGAUAGGACCAAAGCCUAUGGUGGUGCUCUGUGGAUACGAGGUUGUGAAAGAUGCUCUGGUUAAUUAUGCUGAAGAGUUUGGUGGGCAAAGUAGCCAACCUAUACUUGAAACUGUGACCAAAAAUUUAGGGAUCAGCACCAGGAAUAAAAAGAAAUGGAAGGAACUACGUCGCUUCACUCUCUCCACGAUGCGGAACUUUGGGAUGGGAAAGAAAUCAAUGGCUGAACGGAUACAGGAGGAGGUCCAUUGCCUGGUGGAAGUGAUAGCAACUACUAAAGGGCAGGCCUUUGAUCCAACAAAAAUGGUCUCAGCUGCUAUGUCUAAUGUGAUCUGCUCUGUUCUCUUCGGGAGACGGUUUGACUACCAAGAUCAAGACCUCCUGGAGUUCCAAAGUACCAUGGAGAACUUUGUGGUCUUCUCUGCCACUUUAUCGGGACUGAUGUUCAACAGCAUUCCAAAUGUAAUGAAGUACCUUCCAGGAAAGCAUAAGAAGAUUCAUUCAGAUUGUGAAAAGCUGUGUGCCUUCAUCCGUAAGACAAUCAAAUCUCACAUGCAAAUCCUGGAUCCUCAAAACCCUUCUGACUAUGUCGAUUGCUUUCUUACCAGGAUUGGGAAGAACCUAAAUUCUGCUGGUGACAGCUACACAAUAGAAGACCUUGUCAUGACCAUCUUCAUCCUUUUUCUGGCAGGGUCACUGUCCACAGUACAUUUCUUGCUUUACAGCCUCCUGAUGAUGAUGAGAUUCCCACACAUUCAAGCAAAAAUCCAGCAGGAGAUUGAUGAGGUAAUAGGUGCCAACCUCAGCCCUGGCAUGAAAGACCGAUCAAGACUGCCCUACACCAAUGCUGUUAUCCAUGAGAUCCUACGUUAUGAACCAAACAGAGAAAAUUUCUUCCCACGGACAGUGACUCAGCAAACAAAGUUCAGGGGCUACAUCAUCCCACAGAACACCACUGUUUUUCCAAUGAUAAUAUCAGUGCUGUUUGAUCCACUGCAUUGGGAGUCCCCAAACAAGUUUAACCCAGGGCAUUUCUUGAAUGAAAGUGGUGAGUUCUGGAAGAGAGAUGCCUUCCUGCCUUUCUCACUGGGUAAAAAUGUGUGCCCAGGAGAAUCACUGGCUCAGAUGGAGCUCUUCCUUUUCUUCACCAACCUGCUCCAGAAGUUCACCUUUCAGCUGACUGGAGAUCAUGAAAAGACAGAUCUCAGUUCCAAAUGGUCCACUUUUGUGAAUAAAAAGGAGCGGUUUCCCCAGAUAAAAGCAGUUAAACGCUGA
Lacerta agilis (Sand lizard) is the source of this 1488-nucleotide messenger RNA. RefSeq names its product cytochrome P450 2C8-like. Gene Ontology annotation, cellular component: intracellular membrane-bounded organelle; cytoplasm. The coding region runs from base 1 to 1488 and encodes 495 amino acids. Gene Ontology annotation, biological process: xenobiotic metabolic process. The record is from RefSeq and is a predicted model, not a curated record. The transcript is spliced from 9 exons. Lineage: Eukaryota; Metazoa; Chordata; Lepidosauria; Squamata; Lacertidae. Gene Ontology annotation, molecular function: iron ion binding; heme binding; oxidoreductase activity, acting on paired donors, with incorporation or reduction of molecular oxygen, reduced flavin or flavoprotein as one donor, and incorporation of one atom of oxygen.